AUGCAGACUGUUUCUACAAACAUUUGUGAAAGACUGGGUCACUCUCAGGAGCUCAGUGAAUUCAAGCAUGGUACCAUGAUAGGUUGCCACCUGUGCAAUAAGUCCAUCCAUGAAAUUUCCUUGCUAUUAAAUAUUCCACGGUCAACUGUUAGUGGUAUUAUACCAAAGUGAAAGCAACUGGGAACAACAGCAUCUAAGCCACGACGUGAGUAGGGUUAGCACAUGCUGAAGCGCAGAAGAAGUUGCCAACUGUCUGCAGAGACAAUAGCUAAAGACCUCCAAACUUCAUGUGGCCUUCAGAGUAGCACAACAACGGUGCAUAGAGAGCUUCAUGGAAUGGGUUUCCAUGGCCAA
Molecule: messenger RNA, 354 nt
Organism: Staurois parvus
Lineage: Eukaryota; Metazoa; Chordata; Amphibia; Anura; Ranidae
Source: the annotation of a GenBank genome assembly